AUGGCGGAACUCCUCGUCAGGUCGCCGACGGUGAGCACGGCAGCUGCUCCAGCAUCGCCGCGCAUCAAGCGCAACACGCCAGACCGCUUCGGCACCGAUACGCCUUCAGCCCUGGUCUCAAGCGGCACUUCGGCAGCGUCGGCCGCCGCUGCAAUGCGGCAAUGCCCAAAGGUGAAAUGCAAUGCCAACUCAAACCCGAAUUUGCCCAAGCUCGAGGAACUCCAGCAAGAGGUGCGGAGCAUCAAGGAAGCAGUGGGAAAGUCGGCUACACCGUCACCUAUGUACCGCCGCACACUGCCUCCCAUAAAUGCAAGAGAUGGCAUCUUGUCUGCCAGCUUGCCGCCGAUGCGGCCGUACGAUGCGCCCAUCUUAUUGCCCCCUGUAAUGACACCUAUGACGGCAACACCAACACCCAAGGCCCUGAUCUCGUUGAUGCCGGUCGCCGAGCCACGCGCUCUAAAGUCUCGUGCUUUUUCAGGAGAGGAUAUAUCUUUCUAUUUUGAAAAGUAUUUUGAGCAUUUCCACAGCUAUUUUCCCAUCAUUCGCAUCCGGGAACCAGACAGGGUUUACGAGUCGGCGCCCGUUCUCUUUUGGACCAUCAUCACCAUUGCUGCACGUCGUUUUGCCAAGGAUGAGACUGUACUACCUUUCCUCACCGAAUCCCUAUCUUCAGAGGUAUGGAGUGGCAUGGGAAACCCGCCUCUGUCUCUCGGUGUCAUCAACGCGUUGCUCUUGCUGUGCGUAUGGCCAUUCACAACCAUUCGCUUCCUGAGAGACCCAUCAACGAUCUUUGCGUCAAUUGCCAUGAGCUCUUGCUUUCUCAUCGGCCUUCAUACCGGCCGCGGUGAACAUCCCGAGCUGGCCAACGCCUCAUUUCAAAUCCGAAAUACUGACGAAGAAGCUACUUAUACGUGGGCUGGCUUCAAUAUUAUUUCACAGCGAGUGUCCGCAUAUGCUGGCUGUCCCUCGACGGGUCAGUUCUUCAACAAGACUAUUGAGACAGUCCUGGAUCGGUCGUCGUCAGUUCCCGUCCCCUUGAGUUUUGUCAUCUUAUUGGAGUGCGCUCGCUUCUCCAACCGAGUCAGCAAGACAACAUGCGCCAGCUUGGAGGAGAAUCGAGGUAUCUCCCACCACAUUGUGGACAUGUUCGAAGAAGAGUUCGACAAGGUUCAAAGACUUCUUUUCCCAGGAAUUUCAGUACAGUCCUACUACUUCAUGCCCGUGACCCAUUACAGCACAGAGAUAUUCAAGCGCAACGUUCUUAAAGCUUACAGCACGUCACAGCUUGUGAUACGACAGGCUCUGAAAUUGCAGGAUGAAAUCGGCUUCUUGUUCUACGCUCCUCAUUUUGUAUGCAGGACGCUUCUCACAUCGGCCUGUGCCACUCUGAAUGUUCUCCUAUCGCCAUAUAUGAAGGACAUGCCGUUGCACGCCAAAAAUGCCAUUAUGCAGGAUGCUAUUCUGGCCAUUAAAUCCUGUUCGGUACACGAGGGCGAUCUUCCUUCCCGAGCGGCAAAAAUGAUUGAGCCUUAUUGGUCGGUCAACCAAACAAAGCCUCCGAUGGAGAUUUCUACCAAGGACGUGUCGCAAUUUUCGCAUCGCCUAGGCACUAGUUUUGCCUUUGAUUGUAUCCGGCGAUGGAAGAGAGAUAUUGAAGCUUCACGUCCAGUGGCAAAUAAUGCAAACAAUAGGAAACAACUACCAACAGGGACUCCAAUAACUUCUAUUGAUCUCUCGGCUAUCCAGCCUGACAACGCGCAGCUCAUCGAUUGGGACGCUUUCAUGGACGACUUCGACUGGAGCUUCGCACCUGACUACCUCAACCCGGCCUAG
Molecule: messenger RNA, 1833 nt
Organism: Grosmannia clavigera kw1407
Lineage: Eukaryota; Fungi; Ascomycota; Sordariomycetes; Ophiostomatales; Ophiostomataceae
Product: c6 zinc finger domain containing protein
Exons: 8
Coding region: 1-1833 (610 amino acids)
Biological process (GO): regulation of DNA-templated transcription
Cellular component (GO): nucleus
Molecular function (GO): transcription cis-regulatory region binding; DNA-binding transcription factor activity, RNA polymerase II-specific
Source: RefSeq, a predicted model, not a curated record